Molecule: messenger RNA, 5385 nt
Organism: Cyphomyrmex costatus
Lineage: Eukaryota; Metazoa; Arthropoda; Insecta; Hymenoptera; Formicidae
Exons: 24
Biological process (GO): proteolysis; peptide catabolic process
Cellular component (GO): membrane; cytoplasm
Molecular function (GO): peptide binding; zinc ion binding; metalloaminopeptidase activity
Source: RefSeq, a predicted model, not a curated record
AUGAGAUUUCCAAAGUUGUUAUUAAAUAUUGGCUUAAUAUUGAUCACAAGAACAGUGUCUUGCAUGGAUAAUAAUGUAGAAAUUAUCGAUCGUUUUUUACCCAACAACUCGGUACCAAUUCAUUAUAACGUUAAACUAACACCGCAUCUCGAAGAAGGCAAUUUUACUUUCUACGGUGAAUCCAAUAUUACAAUCGAGAUUCGUUAUGAAUUGUCAAAUAUAACUUUACACUCGUGGGAAUUAGAAAUAAAUGAAACGGCGACAACAUUGAUCAACGACUAUGGUACGGUUUAUAAACCGGUGAAACAUAUUCAGAUCAUUACAUCCGACAUUUUGGUACUGAGUUUCAAUGAUGUGUUAUCUCCUGGUCUGUACAUCUUGAAUAUGAAAUUUGCCGGUAACCUAUUAGAUUCUUCCCAAAAACAGGGAUUCAUGAAAUUUUCGUAUUUAUCCCCUAAAGGAAAUACCAGGUGGUUAGCUGUAACACAUUUCGGACCGAAUGGGGCCAGACGAAUGUUUCCAUGUUGGGACGAACCGGCAAUAAAAGCCACUUUCAGCAUUUCCGUAACACAUCAUGAGAAAUACAGUGUACUGUCAAAUAUGCCAAUACGAGAACAACACAACGAACAAGAAAACAUGAUAUGGACACAUUUCGAGACCACUCCUGUAAUGUCCACUUAUAUCGUAGCGAUUGCAAUGUCUGAAUUUGUUCGCGGUCCUAACGCAAACGGAACCAUCAAUAUGUGGUAUAGAUCAAUAACUUUGACAUCGAAAGUAAAAUUCGGACACAGUACUGCUGACAAGAUUGUAAAAUUCUUGAAUCGUUAUACUACUAGUUCCCAGAAGGUACCGAAAAUGGACCACGUCUUGAUACCGAAUUUUGUAGUUGAUGGCAUGGAAAAUUGGGGUCUCAUCACUUACGAUGAAUCAAAUAUUAUUUACGAUGAUGACAGAGAUCCAAUGUUAAAAAAAAUAGAAAUAGCGUUGUUAAUAGCGCAUGAACUUGCACAUCAAUGGUUUGGCAAUUUGGUCACUCCAUAUUGGUGGAACUACCAGUGGUUAAGUGAAGGAUUUGCUUCGUUCUUCCAAAUGUACAUAAUCAACAAGAUUUUCAAAGAUUGGCGGACAACAGAAAUAUUUAUGUUUCAUGAAAUACAGCAAUGUUUUUUAAAAGAUACAGAGUUUUCAAAUUCUGUUAUAAUGAAAUAUGGUAUUAAUUUUGAAGAUGACUCAUUGAAUUCCUAUGUAAACAAAAAAGCGUCAGUUUUAUUACGCAUGUUACAAAACAUAAUUACUGAUGAGGUAUUUCGAAAUGGAGUCAUUAUAUUCUUGACUAAACAUCAGUUUCACUCGGUUACUCCGGACGAUUUGUGGAGCGCCAUGCAAAGUGCUCUAAACCAAUCUGAUAUUCCUCAUGAAGAUUACAAAAUAAAAGAAGUAAUGGAUACUUGGAUGAACCAAGAGAGUUAUCCUUUUGUACAUGUGGAGAGAAAUUAUGAAACUGGUGAAGUAACGAUAUCAAAAAUAUGUGUAAAGCAAUUUGAAGAGAUUAGUUGUGCGAAUAAAUGGUGGAUUCCUAUAACUUUUGCUACACAGUCCAAUCCAGAUUUCUCCAAUACUGUACCUCGUUACUGGUUACGACCAGAUCAACAUAAUAUAAGUUUUACAAUUGAUCCAAAUGAUUGGAUUAUUGUCAAUUUACAACUAACUGGAUACUAUCGUGUUAGUUACGAUAACGAAAAUUGGCAAAAAAUUGCAAAUUAUUUAAAUAGUAAGGAAUAUGAAAACAUACACGUUCUUAAUCGUGCUCAGAUUGUCAUUGAUUCGUUCAUAUUGAUAUUUGAUGAUCGAAUAAGUGCCUUAUUAUUCCUUCAACUAAGUGGCUACUUAUCGAAGGAAAGAGAUUAUGUGGCAUGGCAAUCGUUGUUCGAAGUUAUAGAACAUAUACCGAAGACUCUUUUACUGCCGGAAAUGAGACAUUUCAAGAUACACAUUCAACAAUUCCUCGAUUGGCUUCUUCGGAACGUAAAAUACGUAGAAGAUCCUAAUGAUAACGAUGUUACAAAAUUGAUAAGGAUAAACGCAUUAAAAUGGGCAUGUGUUGUUGAUAAUGAGGAAUGCAAGAACAUGACCGUACAUAAAUUAAGUAGACAUCUUGCGAAUCCCAAAACCUACACAAUUUCACGGUGGGAAAAAUAUGUAUAUUGUACCGGUAUGAUGACAGCCAAUAAAACUACUUGGGAUAAAAUGUUCGAAUUAUAUGUAAAAGGAGAACUAAAACACCACGAUAGAGAAUUAUUGAAAGGUUUGAGUUGCGCUAGAGAUCCUGAUAUCAUCAUCAACUAUUUAAACAUAUUAGCACUAAAUACCUCAUUAUUUAACAAUGAUAAGCAUUCUCUUGUCUUUAAAUAUAUUCUUGAACAGCAUGUACGAAACGAUAUAAUCCUUGAUUACGUAUUAGAAAAUUUAAAGAUUAUAAAACCUAGAUUACUUACUACACUUGCAGUGAUAAAAUUAAUUCUUGAGAAUAUUUAUUCUCUUGAACAAAUAGACAAGAUUUUCGCAUUGCGGACAAUACAUCUUCUUGAAAUUGAAGACAUACAACAAUGUUUAUUUCAAGAUACAAUAGGGUCAUUGAGUUCUGUCACGUUGAAGCUUGGCAAUUCCCUUGACAAACUUUCGUCGAAGUAUUCUACUGAAAUUUACAAAAAAUCGUUUGUUUUAUUACGCAUGUUACAAAAUAUAAUUACCUAUGAGGUAUUUCGAAAUGGUCUCAUUAUAUAUUUGGACAGACAUCAGUAUAGUUCGGUCACUCCAGACGAUUUAUGGAGUGCCAUGCAAAGUGCUCUAAACAAAUCUAAUAUUCCUCAUGAUGAUUACAAAAUAAAAGACGUGAUGGAUACUUGGAUGAACCAAGAGCGUUAUCCUUUUGUACAUGUGGAGCGAAAUUAUGAAACUGGCGAAGUAACGAUAUCACAAAUACGUGCUCGACAAUUUGGAGAAACUGAAAAUAAAACUACUAAAUGGUGGAUCCCUAUAACUUUCGCUACGCAAUCCAAUCCGGAAUUUUCCAAUACUGUACCUUAUUGUUGGUUACAACCAGAUGAACAAAGUAUAAGCUUUAUAAUUAACCCAGAUGAUUGGAUUAUUGUUAAUUUACAAUAUACUGGAUAUUAUCGUGUUAGUUACGAUACCAGAAAUUGGCAAAAAAUUGCACAAUUCUUAAAUACGAUGGAAUAUAACAAUAUACACGUUCUUAAUCGUGCUCAAAUUAUUGCUGAUUCGCAUGCCAUGGUAUUGGAUGAUCGACUAGAAGGCCAUUUACACCUUCUACUGACAGGCUAUCUCAAGCGAGAUAACAAUUAUGUGGCAUGGCAACCACUGUUUCACAUUAUAGAAACUAUGCAGAUGCCUCUUUUACUGCCAGAAAUGAUGCACGUCAAGAAUUACUACAGUUACCUUCUUCACGAGCUUUUUAAACACAUAAGUUAUGUAGAAGAUCCUGAUGACGGCGAUGUCACAAAACUGACAAGGUUAAUUGCCAUGAAAUGUGCAUGUGAUCUUGGUAUCGAAGAAUGUAAGAAAGUGACCGCACUUAAAUUAAGUAAACAUAUUAUGGAUCCUAAUACUUACAAACUUCGACGAGGAGAAAAAUUUCUAUAUUGUACUGGCAUGAUAGCAGCCAAUAGGACUACUUGGGAUAGAAUGUUCGAAUUAUGUUUAAAUGGAGAACUAACAGAGCAAGAAAACAGAUUAUGGUUGAAAGGUUUGAGUUGCGCUGAAGAUCCUGAUAUCAUCAUAAAUUAUUUAAAAAUUUUAGCAUCAAAUAUUUCAUUAUUUCGCGAUGAUGUGCAUUCUGACGUCUUCAGAAAUAUUCUUAAGAGGCACGUGUGCAACAAUAAAAUCUUUAAAUACAUAUUAAACAAUUUUGAGAUGAUAAAACCUAGAUCACUUAGUACACCUACAUUGAUAAAACUUAUACUUGACAACGUUAAUUCUUUUAAUCAAAUUGACAAGGUGGAAAAAUUUUCACAAACUAAUUUUAAUGAAAAUUCAAACACAUUGUCUGAAAUUAAAAAACUGAUAGCCUAUAGUAAAGAAUAUCUUAGGAAAGUCACAGCCAAUGUUAAAAGACAGUUUAAAAAUUACAUUUUUAAAUUACGGACACAGCAUCUACUUCAGAUUCAGGACAUACAACGAUGUUUACUUCAAGAUACUGUAGGCUCAUUAAAUUCUGUCACGUUGAAAUUUGACAAUACUCUUGAUCAAUUUUUGUCGCUGUAUUCUGUUGAAAUUUACAAAAAAUGUAAGAUUAGUCAGUUUAACUCGGUCACUCCAGAUGAUUUGUGGAACGCCAUGCAAAGUGCUCUAAACGAAUCUGAUAUUCCUCAUGAAGAUUACAAAAUAAAAGAAGUGAUGGAUACUUGGAUGAAUCAAGAGCGUUAUCCUUUUGUACACGUGGAGCGAAAUUAUGAAACUGGCGAAGUAACCAUAUCGCAAAUACGUGCCCGGCAAUUUGAAGAACCUGAGAAUAAAACUACUAAAUGGUGGAUUCCUAUAACUUUCGCUACGCAAUCCAAUCCGGAAUUUUCCAAUACUGUACCUCAUUAUUGGUUACAACCAGAUCAACACAAUAUAAGCUUUAAAAUUAACCCAAAUGAUUGGAUUAUUGUUAAUUUGCAACUUACUGGAUAUUAUCGUGUUAGUUACGAUAUCAGAAAUUGGCAAAAAAUUUCAAAUUUUUUAAAUACGAAUGAAUAUAGCAAUAUACACGUUCUUAAUCGUGCUCAAAUUAUUGCUGAUUCGCAUGCCAUGGUAUUGGAUGAUCGACUAGAAGGCCAUUUACACCUUCUACUGAUAAGUUAUCUUAGGCGAGAUAGAAAUUAUGUAGCAUGGCAACCACUGUUAGACAUUAUAGAAACUAUGCCGACGCCUCUUUUACUGCCAGAAAUGAAUCACGUCAAGAAACAAUACAAGUAUCUUCUCCACAAUCUUCUUCGGCAUAUGAAUUACGUAGAAAAUCCUGAUGAUGACGAUAUCACAAAACAAAUAAGAUUAACUGCCAUAAAAUGCGCAUGUAAUCUUGGUAUUAAGAAAUGCAAGAAAAUGACCGCACUUAAAUUAAGCAAACAUAUUGCGGAUCCCAAUACUUACAAACUUCGACGAGGGGAAAGAUUUCUGUAUUGUACUGGUAUGAUAGCAGCCAAUAGGACUGUUUGGGAUAGAAUGUUCGAAUUAUAUCUAAAUGGAAAACUAACACAGCAAGAAAACAGAUUAUUGAAAGGUUUGAGUUGCGCUGAAGAUCCUGAUAUCAUCAUAAAAUCACUUAAUGCACCCGCAAUGAUAAAACUUAUUCUUGAAAACGUUUAUUUUUUCAAACAUAUU